AUGACUCCCAGACUCCAUGUUGUGCAGCAACCUCGCCGUGCGAGGAUGUGCGGUUUUGGAGAUAAGGAUCGCCGUCCCAUAACUCCCCCGCCUUGUGUUCGCCUCAUUAUUACAGAUGUCUCCACAGGAAAGGAAGUGGAUUGCAAUGACGUCGACCACGGCAUGUUCGUCCUCAACGUCGACCUCUGGUCCUCCGACGGCCAAAGGGAAGUCAACCUCGUCCGCCACUCCGCAACCUCCCCCUCCAUCUCCUGCACGACUCCCGUCUCCUACGCACAAAUAGAUCCCACCACCAGCAUGGCCUACUCCUCUAUAUUACCCACCUCAAACCCCAUCAAGUUCGAAGGCGGCCACCAGCAAGCACCAUACAACCCCUACCCAGGCCAACCCUCCGUAACGCCCUACGCAGGAAACCAACCGCAACAAUACGGAGGCCAACCCCAAUACCAAGGCUACGCACCGCCAACGAACGGCGCCCAACAAUACCCGCCUCAAAACGGCUACUCUCAAACCCAACCACAACCAGCAUACUACACCACGGGCUCUGGAAUCCACGCCAUCGGCCAACAAGGCAUCGACUUCCCGCCUCCUCAACAGCAACUGCCAUCUCAUAGUCAGUAUGGAGCCCGCCAAUUCCCUGGCUCUGAGAUUCCGAUUCAUAGAGUACCUGUUAGCAGCACGGCGCCCCAAGGAAUGUUCACCCGGAAUCUGAUUGGUAGUCUUGCGGCCAGCGCGUUUAGACUUACGGAUCCGGAUGAUAGGAUCGGUAUCUGGUUUGUGCUACAGGAUUUGUCUGUUCGCACUGAGGGAAACUUCCGACUCCGCUUCUCGUUCGUCAACGUCGGCGUGUCCGCCUCGCCAACAACCUCCAACGGGACAUCAGGAGCGAUGACGGCCGUCAACACGGGCAAAGCCCCCGUCCUCGCAGCCUGCUUUUCCGAAGUGUUCACCGUCUACUCCGCGAAACGCUUCCCAGGUGUGGUCGAGAGUACACCUCUGAGCAAGUGUUUCGCGACGCAGGGCAUCAAGAUCCCGAUCCGGAAGGAUGGACCCGGAAAGGGGGAUAAGGAGAAGGACGACGACGAUUUCUAA
Hyaloscypha bicolor E is the source of this 1092-nucleotide messenger RNA. RefSeq lists its product as uncharacterized. NCBI's taxonomy places the organism in Eukaryota, Fungi, Ascomycota, Leotiomycetes, Helotiales, Hyaloscyphaceae. The transcript is spliced from 4 exons. The coding region runs from base 1 to 1092 and encodes 363 amino acids. The record is from RefSeq and is a predicted model, not a curated record.